CUCUAAAAGAGAUAUUCCAAUGCCAUUUAUAAGUACACAGUAGAAAAACCAAGAGGGUUUUUCUUCCCCUACGUGAAAAGCUUUGAUUUGGAAGAUAGGGCAGGGCUCACUAAUAGAGCUCUCAGAGCGAGCUGUGAAGACGUCUUGCACAACAGCCUGAAUUCCAUGGCCGGUGAUGUCAUCUAUGCCCUAUAAAUGCACGGAGGCUUCAGGUGCAUCUGAACAAUUUAUCUGCACCGAUACCCAGUGCUGCAAGCAUGGCUGUCUCCGUGCUUCGGCUGACAUUUGUCCUGGGACUGCUUGUUGUCUUAAUCCUGACUUGCCAUGCCGACGCUCCGGGUGGAAAUGCGGCUGAGAAGCCGGAGGACGGACCGGAGGAGUCGGGCCGCAAGCUGCAGAGGGAGUUCCCCAAGUUCCUGAACCUGCUGGGCACGGAGAUCAUCGAGAACGCGGUGGAGCUCAUCCUCCGCUCCAUGACCCGCAGCACGACACACCUACGGGGCUCCAGAAUAAUCCAAGGGCAGCCAAAUCCUGCUCUUCCAGUUCUUCUGCUUCCUAAAUCCUCCAGGACAGAGGCCUCCAAGGAACUGCAAGCAAGUUCUCAGGAUGCAGGCCCUGGCUCCAAACAAACACAGCCUUCUUUUGAACACCCUGGCUUUGCAUUUUUGCCUCUAGAAGUCAGAAUGAAUGUGUCCUCUUUGGGGUCACAUAUCCUAGUUAAUUGAGAAGAUAUUUGUUGCUGGUAAUAACUACCUGAGCAGGUCUGAAGUUUUUAAUGAUGCAAGAAAUAUAAAAUACAUAGCAAUUAUUAUUGGCCAGAAUAACCAAAGAAUGGUUCAAAACAGAGAAAUUAAAACCCAGAUAAAGUUAACAAAUCCAAAGUCACAGAAUCAGUAAAUGACAUAAAGCAGAUUUGAAAUUGGCUUCCAAGAAAAGGGUCUUAACCCCAAAAUAUUUAUGAAGGUCAGAGAUAAAGGUCACCUACGUCCUUUUUGGAACAUCUUUAAAAGUAUCUAAGUCUGCUCUCCUGGAGCAGGAAAUUAAAAACCAAUGAUCUUUUUAAUUACCAGGGUUACUGCUCCUCCUUAGUCCUUAUCAUUCUCAUAGAAUAACAGAGUGUUGAGGAUGGGAGUGUCCCAGAAAAGUCUAGUGUGGCCCUUUCAUUUGUUCUGAUACCUCAUUAUCCAGAGGUGGGCCCUCAGUGGCCACUGCUGCUGUGAAUAUACAUAUGUUCACCUAGUCACAGAGAAUCAGACCAUCGUAAAGCGUGACCCAGCUGGGCCAGAAGGACUCCCCCAGAACCUGUGAUGCAGACACUAAGAGAAGCCUGGACUCCUAGAGCAGGACGAGAAAUGCUACAAUGCUUCUGCUACUGAGUUCUCAAGAGCUGUCUGAGUCUUGUUCUCACCAAGCACUUUGACAGAAAGCAAUCCAGUGUAUUUUCAAUAAAUCCUUUGUUUGUCUCGCUUCCUAUUUUAAUAGCCAGAAUAGGUCUUCAUGCAACACAGAGAACUUUUGACAAUACAGAUGGCUAAUCAAAGACUGAACCCCUACUAAAUACUGAAAAAUACACUACUUUCUACAAUAACUUCAGACAACUCACCCUCUGCAUUUUCCAGCUUCUUUCCCCUGCUUUACUGAGAUAUAAUUAACAUAUAACAUUGUGUAAGUUUAAGGCAUAAACAUGAUUUUAUUUAUAUAUAUAUAUAAAUGAUUACCAUAGUAAAGUUAGUUAAUACAGCCUUCACUCAGCAUUUUUUUUGUAGUAAGAACUUAUGAGAUCUACCUUUCCAGCAACUUUUAAGUAUGCAAUGCAGUAUUGCUAGUAUAGUCAUUAUGAUGUACAUUAGAUCUCCAGAAUGUAUUGAUCUUGUAACUGGAAGUUUGUUACCUUUGACCACCUUCAUCUAUUUCCCUCACCAAUCCACUCUCUGCUUCUACAAAUUCCAUUGUUUUUAGAUUCCACAUACUAAUGAGAUCACAUAGUAUUGUCUAACUUACUCCUACAGUAUAAUAUUUUGAAGAUUCAUCCAUAUGGUUGCAAAAUGACAUGAUUUCCUUUUUCAAGGCUGGAUAAUAUUCCAUGGUGUCUAUACACACACACACACUCCAUCUUUUGUAUUCAUUCAUCUGUCAACAGACACUUAGGUUGUUUCCAUGUCUUGGCUACUGUAAAUAGUGCUGCUGUGAACAUGGGGGUGGGCCACCUCUUCAAGAUAGUGAUUUCAUUUCCUUUGGACAUAGACCCAGAGGUGGGCUUGCUGGAUCAUAUGAUAGCUUUUAACUUGUUGAAGAACCCCCAUAAUGGUUGUACCACUUUACAUCCCUACUAACAGUGGAGGAGCACUGUCUUCUCCACAUCCCCACCAAUAUUUGUCAUCUCUUAUCUUUUUUGAUGCUAACCAUUAUAACAGCUGUGAGGAGAUAUCUCAUUGUGAUUUUGACUUACGUUUCCCUGAUGAUUGGUGACGGGGAGCACUUCUUCAUACACCUGUUGGACACCUGCAUGUCAUCUUUGGGAAAAUGUCUACUCAGGUUCUUUGCCUACUUUUUAAUCAGAUUAUUUGUUUUACUUUGUAUUUUGCUAUUAAGCUGUAUGAUUUCCUUAUUUAUUUUAGAUAUUUACCCCUUUUCAGAUAUAUGGUUUACAAAUAUUUUCUCCCAUUCUGUAGGUUGGGAUCAUUUUGUUGAUAAUUUCAAGACUGUGCUAAUUUCAAAUAUCACACCACUUAACCAAAAAUAUCUAAGAUUUCUAUUCUAUUCAGCAUCUGACAGGCAGACUGCUUAUCUCCAACAAGUGUGUCCCUCCAAAUCCCUGCAGGUUCUGAGAGCCCAAUUUGUGCCUGGAAAAUAUAUUCACUUUAAGUACAAUAAUAAAUGUGCUACUUUUUUUGAGAAACAUG
Molecule: messenger RNA, 2903 nt
Organism: Manis pentadactyla (Chinese pangolin)
Lineage: Eukaryota; Metazoa; Chordata; Mammalia; Pholidota; Manidae
Gene: C13H5orf46
Product: chromosome 13 C5orf46 homolog
Exons: 3
Coding region: 258-725 (155 amino acids)
Source: RefSeq, a predicted model, not a curated record